AUGGACGAUCUGGUGAACCUGGUAGCCGUCAACUGGAAGAGGGCUUGGAACCGUGCGGGAGUACCCAUUAUCAACGAGGAAGAUGCUUCCCGACUGCUGAAGACCUAUAUCAAGGAAGCUGUUGUGGAAGCUCAAGAGUAUGUGAAGAGAAAGCACACGGCAGCUGAUUCGUUCAGUGAAACAUUGGAAAAAGCAAUCAGUCAGCUCUCCACUAUGUAG
This is a messenger RNA of Perkinsus marinus ATCC 50983, 219 nucleotides long. RefSeq lists its product as hypothetical. The transcript is spliced from 3 exons. The record is from RefSeq and is a predicted model, not a curated record. Bases 1 to 219 code for a protein of 72 amino acids. NCBI's taxonomy places the organism in Eukaryota, Perkinsozoa, Perkinsida, Perkinsidae.